AUGCCCACAUUAGUGCUCGCUAAUACUGCCAUUGAGAAGCUUUGCAGCGAAUUCGAUGCAGCAGUGCCAUAUAAACAGCAUAUCACCAGCUCUCUUGAACAGGGACGAAAUUUCCCCCCAAGUAAUACGGAAACUGAAAUGCAUGAGAGCACUAUGGAAGAGGACGAGAAUGGCUUGGAAGAAAACAAUAAUUUGCGUCUGACCUACUUUCAACAGUCGAGGAAUAUCCAUCAGGCGUUCGAACCUCAGGAGGGCAUGGUGGUUGUUACAGAAUAUGAUACGACACCCGCCACGCUGCAGCCCAACACCCUCCCAAUGGACGAAGACAACCACCAGCUCCACGAGUUGCAUGACCAACCGCAGCCAAACCCUUCAUCGUUCUAUAUAUCGGAAUCAAUUAGAUCCCCACUUUUCACUUUCCCAUGUGGUCAGAUCCAGCAGCCGCCUUCUAUACAGGUAUCUCGAUAG
Penicillium psychrosexuale is the source of this 468-nucleotide messenger RNA. RefSeq lists its product as uncharacterized. Lineage: Eukaryota; Fungi; Ascomycota; Eurotiomycetes; Eurotiales; Aspergillaceae. The coding region runs from base 1 to 468 and encodes 155 amino acids. The transcript is spliced from 3 exons. The record is from RefSeq and is a predicted model, not a curated record.